Messenger RNA from Wallemia mellicola CBS 633.66, 363 nucleotides. RefSeq lists its product as hypothetical. The transcript is spliced from 4 exons. The record is from RefSeq and is a predicted model, not a curated record. Bases 1 to 363 code for a protein of 120 amino acids. NCBI's taxonomy places the organism in Eukaryota, Fungi, Basidiomycota, Wallemiomycetes, Wallemiales, Wallemiaceae.
AUGGAUAUUUGUGUAAUUACAAAAGCGGGUAAAAUGAAUGGAUACAUUGACCUUAUUAUUUCAAACUUAGAGAAAAAGGAAGCUAUAAAAGUUACAAGUUUAAAACAGGGAGUUAGUUUAGAGCAAUCUAACGCAUUGUCGGCGAAAUUAAUCAGCGUUGUCGAGGUCGCAAAGAGGAACUUCAAACCUGUACAUCAAUACACGAGAUUAGUUGAACAUCCCCAAGUCAGAAAGACGCUGUCUGUUACAGAAAUAUUAGAAGGGAAGAGUCAGAUGAUUUCACCACCAGCAACUAUUGAAGUCAUACUCAGCAGUCAACCAUUAGCACUCGAUGAGAGUGAGGGCUAUUCAUAUCAAACAUAA